AUGCAAUUCAUAUUCCGGAUUCCACCUGCUCUUCAAAUUAUUUUAUCAGUAGUCUUAGUGAACAACACUGUCUUAUUUACGACGUGUUACAAGUAUAUAAUGAGUGCGUCAUCCUUUUCUUUUUUCAAAGUGAAUUGGUUUUUUUCGUACGCCGUUGCAAGUAUGUUAUUUGUGGGUGGUGUGACUUCGACGGUACUUUUUCACUUCAAGAAGCGAAUCACUUUCUUAAUCAGUGGAAUAGUUCAAAUUAUAGUUUUUGUCAUGUCUUUAGUAUUUGUUAUAGUUUCACUGGUUGUGUUAUUCCAGACGGAGACUCGAGUGAAGAGUUUUUGGUACGACUACGACGACGAUAACAAAAAUGAAGUGCGGAAGUUAAUCGAGUCGUAUUGGCGUUGUUGUGGGUAUGAUGUCAUCUCACCGGCAGACUGUGGGUGUACAGAUGAUACGUGUUAUAGUCGACUCUGUCAACAAUACUUCCAAAGUCCUUUUACAGAGACAAACAUUCUUCUUUUCGUAUUCAUGCUCUUCGGGGCAAUUUCGUCGUUUCUUGCUAUGGCAUCCAUCAUCGCGCUCUUCUUCAAAAAGGAGAAACAGACGUAUGUCAAGUUCAGGUAA
This is a messenger RNA of Entamoeba invadens IP1, 615 nucleotides long. RefSeq lists its product as hypothetical. Bases 1 to 615 code for a protein of 204 amino acids. The record is from RefSeq and is a predicted model, not a curated record. The transcript has a single exon. Lineage: Eukaryota; Evosea; Mastigamoebida; Endamoebidae.